AUGGAAAUAUCGCCCCGUCCAAGCCAAUAUCAUCUCUCAAAGGAACGGAUAAUUGGUGGUGUGCAAAGUCGGCAUGAACCUCGAGAUUCCGAUGUCUAUAUUGCAGUGAUGGGCGUAACCGGUGCUGGGAAGAGCACCUUCAUCUCACACCUGGCAGAGUCAAAAGUUGAAGUGGGCGAUGGCACUCAGCGCGUGGAGAUGUAUCGAUGCAAAUUCAGUGGCCCAGUGAAUAUAUGGCUCGUAGAUACGCCGGGCUUUGACGACACCCACCGAAGUGACACGGAUGUCCUCCGCGAAAUCGCAAGAUGGCUGACCGAGUCGCUUUCUGCCAACAACGUUAUCCUGAAUGGCAUGAUAUACCUCCACCGCAUUACUGAGGCCCGAAUGCGGGGGUCGGCGAUGAAUAAUUUGUUCAUGUUCAAGAAGCUGUGCGGUCCUAAUGCUUUCAAGAAUGUCAUCUUGGCCACGACCGUGUGGGAGCAGGUGAGCCCUGAGGAUGGUAAACGGCGCGAGGAACAACUCAUUCAGACGUCGAAUUUUUGGGGUGAGAUGAUCCUGGGCGGAGCACAAGUUAAGCGGCAUUACAACAAUGCUGAUUCGGCGUGGCGCUUGGUGGAUGUCUUCGCGUCAAAGGGUUCGACGAAGCAAAAGUCUGUUCUGACCAUUCAGCAUGAGAUGGUCAAUGAGCACAAGCCACUAGACGAGACAGAUGCCGGUCGAGAAAUUGAAAGUUCAUUGAUUCGAGAGCGAGAGAAAUGGUCUCGCGAGCUAAAGGAGACUAAAGAUAUGAUGCAUGAAGCCUUGAAAGCCAAGGACAAGGAGUCAUUGGAGCAACUGCGGAUUGCAGAAGACAAAAUGAACAAGAAGAUCGAAGCUAUCGAACUGGAACGUGAAGAACUGAAGGCCGGAAUGAAAAGGAUGUAUGAGAAAGAGGUAUCAAAGUUACGGCGUGAAUUGGCGCAGCAAAGCCUGAAUAGUGCCGGAGCCUUGGAGAAAGUUGCGCAAAUGGAAAGGAAUUUUGAAUUGAUGAAGUUGCAGGCGGAACAAAGAGAGGAAGAUCAGGCGGGACAAGAAGAGGAAGAUUCUUCAGAUGAAGAUAUUGACCUGCAGUUAACCAUGACCACAGGCGAUCGUCAUAGUGAAACAAGUUCAAUGCCCGGCUCACCCAUCAAGGGAAACGUUAACAUUUCUCUGUCGGGCGGAUCAGCUUUCUUUUCUGGUCCGAAGUAUUCCUGCUGGUUAGUACCUUGA
Penicillium canariense is the source of this 1251-nucleotide messenger RNA. RefSeq names its product GTPase domain-containing protein. The transcript is spliced from 2 exons. The coding region runs from base 1 to 1251 and encodes 416 amino acids. The record is from RefSeq and is a predicted model, not a curated record. Lineage: Eukaryota; Fungi; Ascomycota; Eurotiomycetes; Eurotiales; Aspergillaceae. Gene Ontology annotation, molecular function: GTP binding.